Chanos chanos (milkfish) is the source of this 2542-nucleotide messenger RNA. RefSeq names its product ATPase H+ transporting V0 subunit d1 (gene atp6v0d1). The transcript is spliced from 8 exons. Gene Ontology annotation, molecular function: proton-transporting ATPase activity, rotational mechanism. Lineage: Eukaryota; Metazoa; Chordata; Actinopteri; Gonorynchiformes; Chanidae. Bases 69 to 1121 code for a protein of 350 amino acids. Gene Ontology annotation, cellular component: proton-transporting V-type ATPase, V0 domain. The record is from RefSeq and is a predicted model, not a curated record. Gene Ontology annotation, biological process: proton transmembrane transport.
GGUAGAAUUAGCAAGCGAGCUAAUCGAAGUAUCUUUUUAAACAGAUAGGCUUGCCUUGAAGUAUCACCAUGCCGUUCUCGGAAUUGUAUUUUAACGUCGAUAAUGGCUAUUUGGAAGGCCUGGUUAGAGGUUUUAAGGCUGGAAUAUUAACUCAAGCCGACUACUUGAAUCUUGUUCAGUGUGAAACAUUGGAAGACCUGAAGCUGCACCUGCAGAGCACAGACUAUGGGAGUUUCCUGGCCAAUGAGGCUUCCCCUCUUACCGUCUCUGUCAUCGACGACAAGCUGAAAGAAAAGAUGGUGGUGGAAUUUCGCCACAUGAGGAAUCAGUCCUACGAGCCCCUGGCCAGCUUCAUGGAUUUCAUCACAUACAGCUACAUGAUUGACAAUGUGAUUCUGCUCAUCACGGGAACGCUGCACCAGCGAGCCAUCUCUGAACUGGUCCCCAAGUGCCACCCACUGGGCAGCUUUGAGCAGAUGGAGGCUGUCAACAUAGCCCAGACCCCGGCUGAGCUGUACAAUGCCAUCCUAGUGGACACGCCCCUUGCUGCUUUCUUUCAGGACUGUAUAUCUGAACAGGACUUGGAUGAGAUGAACAUUGAGAUCAUCAGAAACACACUCUACAAGGCCUAUCUGGAGGCUUUCUAUAAGUUCUGCUCCAACCUCGGAGGAACCACAGCGGAAACAAUGUGCCCUAUUCUGGAGUUUGAGGCCGACAGGAGGGCUUUUAUCAUCACCAUAAACUCCUUUGGGACAGAGCUGUCUAAAGAGGACAGGGCUAAACUCUUCCCACACUGUGGCAAACUGUAUCCUGAGGGGCUGGCCCAGCUGGCCCGCGCUGAUGACUACGAACAGGUCAAAGCUGUGGCCGAUUACUACCCUGAAUACAAGCUCUUGUUUGAGGGAGCUGGCAGCAACCCAGGGGACAAAACACUGGAAGAUCGCUUCUUUGAACACGAGGUGAAGCUGAAUAAACUGGCUUUUCUCAACCAGUUCCACUUCAGCGUCUUCUACGCCUACGUCAAACUGAAGGAGCAGGAGUGUCGGAAUAUCGUCUGGAUUGCCGAGUGCAUUGCCCAGCGACACCGCGCCAAGAUCGACAACUACAUCCCCAUUUUCUAAUGACACUCCUUCCAGGCUCCCUCCUCCCACGUCCUCCGAGGUCGUCCACCUCUGUGUUCCUGUUCCCGUCAUAAUCCACUGUACUGUAAAUUAUAUUUGUUUGUUUACUAUAAUGUGUAAUAAUCUUCUGCUUCAAAACAAGUGUAUGUAUGUAUGUAUGUAUGUAUGUAUGUCUGUGUGUGUGUGUGUGUGUCUGGCUCCCUAGUACAUUCAUAUUCAUGAAGUUGGGCCUUCCUGGAUUGAGUUUGCAUAGUCUUAUUGUUUUGUUUGUCUUGGAAUGAUGAGGGGCCACGCUGCGAUCUGAGCUGUACGUGUGAAAAGAACGCAAAGACACAAGGUUAACAUCAGUCUAAUGGUCCGUGGUCACACUGAAAGUGUCCCUAUUAUCUCUCUGUUUAUAUGGUAACUGCAGAAGCAUAUUACAACGACCGCCCAGUUGAAACAGGUUCAGCUUUAAUACGUUUCUCAUGUAGUAAUGAUCAUCCAGAUAUAAUUAUUAACUGCAAUCUAUCAACAUACAUGUUUCUGUAGAUUUAUCGGUGUAGUUACCAUAUGAACACAAAAGAAUAACAGACACUUAAUGUGAAAUGGACCCUUUACUUUUUUUAUGCUUAAGCAGAAACCUCAGUUGCCUGACAUUCCUCACUGAUAUAAUUAACAGACUAUCGCUGUGCAGUGUUAAAAUCCUUAGUAAGAUCAGUUCCAAAACCACAAAACACUACUACAAAAUGUAAAGAGCUAGUUAUGAAUGAAAAUGCUGGAGGUUUGUAGACAGAGAGGACACAUUGUUCCACGGGGUCACUGGUUCAUUCUCCCAAGGUCUCACGUCUGUGUUGGACCCAGCUGCCCUGUGUUGGCAGCUCUAGCCAGCCUGUCAAAGUCCACAGCUCCCUGUUAGAGAGAACCAGCCGCACUGUCCAUUAGGCUGGGGUGUGCAGGCCCAGCGACUCAGUGCAGGGAGAAUGGAGCCUGUUAAUCAAAUUGGGUUAAAGAUUGAAGCAUUCCAUUCUCUUCUGUAUUUAAAUUGGUGGUGAGAACCAGGAAGGGGUUUCUUUUUUCCCCCCUUUUUUUUGUUGGAAAAAAAAAAAUACAAGAAGACGGUGCCCAUUCUGUUUAAGAUAGCAUGUGGUAUUUUUAAUCUUUAAUUGCAAAAAAACCCCCAAAAAAACCCUUACACUCAAAUGUCGCUUGCUUAAGCAUUCCUGAUUCUCUCUGGGUUUGUGAAAAUAUGUGUGAAUUGUGAGAUUUACCUUUUGUAAAUUAGUGCAGAAUUCUGUGUAAAGUUAACUUAUGUUCAAGAUCAAAAUGUGUGAUUGAAAGCAAAACAUGUAUGGUAGAGUUGAUGAUAAAUUCUACAUGAUAAAAAUGUUCACUUGAUGUAUAAUGUCUUGCAUUGCUGUAACCAUGUUGCUUGUUGUGUU